Dama dama (fallow deer) is the source of this 723-nucleotide messenger RNA. Its product is annotated as 1-acyl-sn-glycerol-3-phosphate acyltransferase alpha-like. Gene Ontology annotation, biological process: phosphatidic acid biosynthetic process. The transcript is spliced from 2 exons. Bases 1 to 684 code for a protein of 227 amino acids. The record is from RefSeq and is a predicted model, not a curated record. NCBI's taxonomy places the organism in Eukaryota, Metazoa, Chordata, Mammalia, Artiodactyla, Cervidae. Gene Ontology annotation, molecular function: 1-acylglycerol-3-phosphate O-acyltransferase activity. Gene Ontology annotation, cellular component: membrane; endoplasmic reticulum.
AUGUCACCUGCCGGGGUGGUGCUGAAAAUUACUGGGACUCCCCCAUCCUGUCCAGACCGUAAGAUUCACUGGAAGGUGAAUGCCACUGGAUCGAACCCUCCUUCACAGCCCUACGUCGUCGUCUCCAACCACCAGAGCUCCCUCGACCUGCUUGGGCUGAUGGAGGUGCUGCCAGGCCGCUGUGUGCCCAUUGCCAAGCGGGAGCUGCUGUGGGCCGGCUCUGCUGGGCUGGCCUGCUGGCUGGCGGGAGUCAUCUUCAUUGACCGGAAGCGCACUGGGGAUGCCAUCAGUGUCAUGUCUGAGGUCGCCCAGACCCUGCUUACACAGGACGUACGGGUCUGGGUUUUUCCCGAGGGCACAAGAAAUCACAACGGCUCCAUGCUGCCCUUCAAACGUGGCGCCUUCCACCUCGCAGUGCAGGCCCAGGUUCCCAUCGUGCCCAUCAUCAUGUCCUCCUACCAAGACUUCUACUGCAAGAAGGAGCGCCGCUUCACUUCGGGGCGAUGUCAGGUCCGGGUGCUGCCCCCAGUGCCCACAGAAGGGCUGACACCAGAUGACGUCCCAGCUCUGGCCGACAGAGUCCGGCACUCCAUGCUCACUGUUUUCCGGGAAAUCUCCACUGAUGGCAGGGGUGGUGGUGACUGUCUGAAGAAGCCCGGAGGGGUGGGCGAGACCCGGCUCUGAGCUCCCUUCCCAUCUUCCCUCCCCACCCCCCCCCGCCCA